Microstroma glucosiphilum is the source of this 2226-nucleotide messenger RNA. RefSeq names its product FAD/NAD(P)-binding domain-containing protein. NCBI's taxonomy places the organism in Eukaryota, Fungi, Basidiomycota, Exobasidiomycetes, Microstromatales, Microstromataceae. The coding region runs from base 102 to 2021 and encodes 639 amino acids. The transcript has 4 exons. The record is from RefSeq and is a predicted model, not a curated record. Gene Ontology annotation, molecular function: oxidoreductase activity.
UUUCGUCCUCUACGAACUACGACCCGAUCCAUUGAUUGAACCAGCAGCUCCUUGACCCUCUUCAGUCUCCCCUCUCCUGUCUCGGCUCCAUCCCUUCGGCCAUGAAGCGCGUGGCCAUCAUCGGAGGCGGCGUAUCUGGCCUCUCCGCCCUAUGGUCCCUCAACGAGUAUUCGGAUCAUGAAGUCCACUUGUACGAGAGCGGCAAGUACAUAGGAGGACACACCAACACUGUCCGGUACAAGCCCACGGAGGCUGCGGGAGAGAAGCAGGGGAAGCAUUUGGAGGAGGUUGAUGUUGAUACUGGCUUCAUCGUCUUCAACACGGUCACAUACCCCAACUUUCUCCGCUUCAUCAAACAUGUUGGUGUGCAGAUCCUCGAGUCAGACAUGUCCUUCUCCGUAUCUCGCUACGGCAGACCUCGAGCACCACACUCCCUUCCUCCCUUCAGUCAGCUCUUCCCUCAAAGCUUUGCAGCAGGGGAGGAGCGGGUGUCCAGCUCCAAGGCUGUCAAUGGCUCAAAUUCAUCAGCAGUGGCUGAGAGCACCCAGAAGGUCUCCUUGCGGGGCCAAGUAGCCGAUGAGCCAGUCAGGGGCGACUUUGAGUGGGCCGGCGGAUCGCCCGCGGCUCUCUUCUGUCAGAAGACCAACUACCUCAACCCUUCGCACUGGAGGAUGGUAUGGGACAUCAUUCGAUUCAACAACCAGAGCUUGGAGACGUUGAGGGCUUUUGAAAAGGGCAAGGGAAAGGGAGAGAUGGAAGAGGGAAGUAUAGGAGAGUGGUUGGAUGAGAGGGGGUAUGGUGAGGGUUUCAGGAGGAAUUAUCUGAUCCCGAUGACAGCCUCAAUCUGGUCAACGCCUCCCUCGCUGGCUUUCUCAUCGUUCCCAGCCGUCACUCUCCUCCGCUUCAUGCACAACCACCAUCUCCUGCAGAUCCUCAAUAGACCACAAUGGCUCACUUUGAAGGGCGGCUCAGGCAACUACGUCAAGAGGGUCUUGGCUAAAGUCCCCAAUGACAGGCUUCACCAUGAUGCCCACGAAGGCGGUAGCGGCAAGGUGGUGCAGGUAAAGAGAAGUGGAGACGGCGGGUGGAUGGUCAGGACUGCCGACGGAGACGAAGCUCGGUACGAUGAAGUCGUCUUUGCUACACAUGCAGACACAACGUUAGCUUUGCUGGACGAGGCUCUGGAUAGCGGUGACAAACGAAGGGACAUCCUGUCGCGAUUCGAAUUCAGUAAGAACGAGGCGGUCUUGCAUGGUGAUGAAAGACUAAUGCCCGUCCGCCGUGAGGCAUGGUCGGCUUGGAAUUUCAUCGCCGAGGAGGCCCACUCUGCCAGCUCGGCUAUUCAAAAGGCAGGCACCGCUUCUACCACUUCUUCUUCUCAGGAUUCCGAUCGUGUCUCCUUGACCUACUGGAUGAACCUGCUGCAGUCUCUCCCUACGGCUUCUCACGGCCACGUUCUGGUCACAUUGAAUCCACCAAUGGGCAAUGGUGCCGCCCCACGCGAAGAGCUAGUGGCCGGCCGGUACACGUACAACCACCCCAUCUACACACCUCAAUCGGUCGCUGCUCAAAAAGCGCUCAAGCCUCUACAGGGACAAGAUGGACUCCACUUUGCCGGUGCCUGGCUCAACUAUGGUUUCCACGAGGAUGGCUUCACAAGUGGUCUGCGUGUAGGCGAGAGAUUGGGCGCUAAGCUGCCCUUUGACAUUAGGAGCGCCGAGCGCGACCUACCUCCGGGCGAUGUCAGCCUUGUCCUUGUCGAGAGCUUCGAAGCUGUACGGACUCGUCUGGCCACCCCGCUGAUUCGAGGUUUGCACCCACUCAUUGUUCUCGCGACGCUAUUCUUGGAGAUGAUCGCCAAUGUGCUGACAUACUUCUUGUCAGGAUCUGGAGUGCGAUGCGAGAUUCGCAAUGGACUCAGAAGGGUGAGGGUAGACUGGGAGAGGAACGCUGCGGAGGAAGUGCAAAAGGGCGGGAGUGGCGGGGGUCGCUCCAUUUGGAAGAGGAUUACUGAGGAGUAGUAGCAUGGACGAAGGUAUUUGGAGGGCAAAUAGUACAUAGCUUCACAUUCAUUCGUACUCAGAGACCCUGCCGUAGAUAUCAAGAACACUUCAUCCAAUUUGGCUCAUUUUGCUUCUUCAGUCCUGGCCCACCUUGAUGACUAGCUUCCCCAUCGUCUUCCUACUAGUGAUAUCCUCCUGACUCUUCCUAAUCCCCUCGACACUA